Molecule: messenger RNA, 2138 nt
Organism: Sphaerodactylus townsendi
Lineage: Eukaryota; Metazoa; Chordata; Lepidosauria; Squamata; Sphaerodactylidae
Gene: PAQR6
Product: progestin and adipoQ receptor family member 6
Exons: 9
Coding region: 539-1564 (341 amino acids)
Cellular component (GO): membrane
Molecular function (GO): signaling receptor activity
Source: RefSeq, a predicted model, not a curated record
GUCCUCUUUCUUGCGUUCCUGGCUCCUGAUCGUGGCUCCAGCAUCGAAAGAGGCCCGUUUCUUCCCCUUCCGCCAAUAAACUCCAGCCAGCAGGGGAGGGUGUCUUGGCGCCUCUCCGCCACCAUUGCCCAGGAAUGUAGCUUGCAAGAGGGGGGCAAAACAAGACAAAUGCUGAACUAGCUUGGAGACCUCCUUCCAGCCUGAGCCCCGCUCCGUCAGUUGUCCAGACAUGGUGAAGUGGUAGCGACUUAUUCGGGCGGGGGGCUGCAGCCCACCCUGCCGCCGCCUCCUCCUCCCAUCUCUGCAACAGGAAUUCAGCCUUGAGUUUGGUUUGCAACAAGCUGGCAGAUUCUGGGCUGCGGAGGUGGCAGAGAAGGAAGUGAGUCGGAGAAAUCGCCUGGUACACAAAUGUUGGACAUUCACAGAGCUACCCGCAGGAGAAGGAUUACAACCAGCCCAAGAAGCGUGACGAAAUCUGGUUCUCCCACAAGUCAAGCUGCCUUUGAUGCUAAUUUUUAAGUCUUUUCCGUGACCUGAAAUGCUUACAAUAAAGCUGCCUCAGAUCUUCAGGAUCCACCAAGUACCUCGUAUCUUCUGGGAAGAUGGCAUCAUCUCGGGCUACCGUCACCCCAAAAGCUCCGCCUUGGACUGUAUACUCAGUUCCUUCCAAAUGAACAAUGAAACCAUCAACAUUUGGACACAUUUUCUUCCCACCUGGUAUUUCUUGUGGCGAUUCCUGAUGUUGUCCUACUGUCUGGAUUUUUGGCGGGAUACCUACAGUUGGCCCUUCCUGGCCUAUAUGGGGCUUGUGUGCCUCUAUCCCUUCACAUCCAGCUGUGCCCACACUUUCAGCACCAUGUCAACCCACGCCAGACACAUCUGUUACUUCUUGGACUAUGGAUCACUCAGCCUCUACAGUUUAGGCUGUGCUUUCACGUAUGGAGCCUAUACAAUGCCUGACCGCUGGGUGAAUGGCCCUUUGCACCAUUACUUUGUCCCUGUGGCCACCUUUAAUUCCUUUCUCUGCACAAUCCUGUCCUGUUACUCCAGAUUUUUGGAACUGGAGUGCCCUCCUCUGAGCAAGACCUUGAGGACAGCGGCUUUUGUCUACCCCUUCAUCUUUGACAACAUACCACUGUUCUAUAGGCUUUUCUUCUGUUUUGGUGAAGACUGCACUUGGAAUGAUGCCAUAGCUGGUUAUUUCUAUCACCUUUUCUUUGCCCUCCUCACUGGCUUCCUCUUUGCAUCCCACCUGCCGGAACGCCUGGCUCCAGGUCGCUUCGAUUACAUCGGGCACAGUCACCAGCUGUUCCACAUCUGCGCAGUGGUAGGCACCCACUUCCAGCUGGAAGCUGUCUUGUGUGACUUGCACUUGCGCCGGGACUGGUUGAGCACCAAUGCGCCAGCAGCCACCUUCACACGCACUUUUGCCACCCUCGGCACCGCCCUGCUGGGGAACAUGGUUCUCAUUGCUUUCUUCACUGUCACCCUCCUCCGUUCCUCCAUCACCACCGUGACCCUGCAGAGCACUCUUUCUGAGGCAGAGCAACACAAGGAGAAGUGACCGUUCUCGAGGACAGUGGUUUUGGUAUCAGGGGAAAGCUUCCCCCUGCUCUGGGCUCUUCCUUCUGAGCACUCUGAGUUAGUUUGCUCAGCACUGCACCUUAUACCUCAAUAUGAUGCAUCUGGAGGCAUAUAGUACCCUUCUUAAGAGACCUCUCAAUUUUAAUGUUUCCCCCUAAGCCUGAGCACCUUAAAAAGAGACAGAAACUUAGUAGGGCUUGUGUCCACCGUGUUUGGUGCCAAGAGGAAAUGCAGCCAGUGUUCGGGUGAGCAACUUACAUGUACCCCUCCAAAGAAAGGGAAGGGGUUGCAGGAGGUGAUGCAUAGGUUCUGGUUGCUGUCCAGGUCAGCCAAAGCUGCCUUAGUACUUGUCUGGACAUUCCUUACAGGGCCACAAGGACACAGGUUUAGAUGUCCACUUCCCAGGAAGCUCUGCCUUAUGGCUUAAAUUCUAGAGCCACAGGAUAUCCUGCCACCGUGGUUUAGUGGUUAAGAGCAGGUGCACUCUGAUCUGGAGAACAGGGUUUGAUUCCCCGCUCUGCCACUUGAGCUGUGGAGGCUUAGCUUGUGCACUC